Messenger RNA from Lepus europaeus (European hare), 1039 nucleotides. It is a transcript of the gene RASL11A, whose product is annotated as RAS like family 11 member A. Gene Ontology annotation, molecular function: GTPase activity; GTP binding. NCBI's taxonomy places the organism in Eukaryota, Metazoa, Chordata, Mammalia, Lagomorpha, Leporidae. The transcript has 4 exons. The record is from RefSeq and is a predicted model, not a curated record. Bases 69 to 797 code for a protein of 242 amino acids.
UCGAGCGUCGGGCAUCCUGCGCUCCUUGCCUGCCCGCCGGCUUUGCGCUCCGUCCCUGAGCGCGCUCCAUGCGGCCGCCCAACAUGUCCGGGCACUUUCUGCUGGCUCCCAUUCCCGAGUCCUCAACGGACUGCUUCCUGCCCAAGGACAUCAAACUGGCUGUGCUGGGUGCCGGCCGCGUGGGAAAGAGUGCAAUGAUCGUGCGCUUCCUGACCAAGAGAUUCAUUGGCGACUACGAACCGAAUACAGGCAAGCUGUAUUCACGACUCGUCUAUGUGGAGGGGGACCAAUUAUCCCUACAGAUCCAGGACACUCCUGGGGGCAUCCAGGCGCAGGAUGGCCUCAGCCAGGCGGUGGAUUCCCUGUCCAAAUGUGUGCAGUGGGCCGAGGGCUUUCUUCUGGUCUAUUCCAUCACAGACUACGACAGCUACCAGGCCAUCCGGCCCCUGUACCAGCACAUCCGUAAGGUCCACCCUGACUCCAAAGCCCCCAUCAUCAUUGUGGGCAAUAAGGGCGACCUCCAGCAUGCUCGGCAGGUGCAAACGCAGGAUGGCGUUCAGCUUGCCAGCGAGCUGGGCAGCCUGUUCCUUGAGAUCUCCACCAGCGAGAACUACGAAGACGUCUGUGACGUGUUUCAGCACCUCUGCAAGGAAGUGAGCAAAGCGCACAGCCUGGCCGGGGAGCGGCGGAGGGCCUCCGUCAUCCCCCGGCCCCGCUCGCCCAACAUGCAGGACCUGAAACGGCGCUUCAAGCAGGCUCUGUCUUCCAAAGUCAAGGCUGCCUCUGCGCUGGGGUGAACCAGCUCGGAUAGACCUGGCUCCUUUUUCUUACGCAUUUGUGCAGCUAACAAGACUGGGCUUUUCCCCUUUUAAUCACGUGUUCAGAGUUUAUUUUUCUAAAGACUUUAUUAGUUUUCAAGUGGCUGCGUAUUUCCGCAAACUCAAGAGAUUGCCUAGAAGCUGGAUAGAGAUGUUUUUUCUAAAUAAAAGAACUUUUUAAAAAACUCCUAACUGCUAAGCACUUUUCCAUUAAAGGCAAC